GGGUCGACAUCACAUCGGCGUAUCGUUGUGGUCGCAAUGCGAAGCUAUCGUGGCACAUUCGCGACCAAGCAUGAGGCGGGAGAGCACGCAUUUGACAGCGCCGCCAUAUUGAAACGAGUGACGUUUGCGUUCGGAUACUUUGUGCGUAGUGUAUGACAAUGUGUGUGUGCGUGUGUAUUGUAUAGUGUAUAUUUGUGCUGGUGUGUGUGCGGGUUUUCAUAUUUCUUGAAACAACAAUACAACAUAGAAGUAAUACACAUCUAGUCUGCGUACUUCUAGAAAAAAUGUUAAUACAGUUCCCUUGACUGAUACAUCGUUAGCCGGUGAGGGAAACAAGAGACAUUGGAGUUAGAAGAGAGAGAAGAGAGUUAGCAAGAGUAAAGAGAGAUGGACACCAAAAAUGAAUGCCGCGGUGAAGACAUCGAACUGCAAGCAGCUAGCAGCAAGCCCAGUGAUGUAGCGACCAAAGCCGAUUUACCUGAGCGAGGGUCGUGGGCAAGCAAGCUCGACUUUAUCCUAUCAGUCGUCGGUUUGGCCAUAGGUCUCGGCAAUGUCUGGCGUUUCCCUUACCUCUGCUACAAGAAUGGCGGUGGCGCGUUCCUCAUCCCCUACUUCCUCACGCUCAUCCUGGCCGGCAUCCCCAUGUUCUUCAUGGAGCUGGCUAUGGGACAGAUGCUCACCAUCGGCGGUUUGGGUGUAUUCAAGAUUGCGCCGAUUUUCAAAGGUAUCGGAUACGCAGCCGCCGUGAUGUCUUGCUGGAUGAACGUGUACUACAUUGUGAUUCUUGCUUGGGCUAUCUUCUAUUUCUUCAUGUCCAUGAGAUCUGACGUGCCCUGGCGAACAUGCGACAACUACUGGAACACCAACACGUGUGUCAACCCGUACGACCGCACCAACCUGACGUGCUGGUCCGACCUGGACAAGGUCACAUUCUGCACGCUCAACGGCAAGAAUAUCAGCAAGGCGAUGUUGUCCGAUCCGGUUAAGGAGUUCUGGGAACGCCGUGCCCUUCAAAUCUCAAGCGGUAUCGAGCAUAUUGGCAACAUUCGCUGGGAGCUCGCCGGUACUCUGCUGCUGGUGUGGAUCCUCUGCUACUUCUGCAUCUGGAAGGGAGUCCGCUGGACCGGCAAGGUCGUCUACUUCACCGCCUUGUUCCCUUACUUCUUGCUUACCGUUUUGCUUAUCAGAGGUAUAACUUUACCAGGUGCUAUAGAAGGUAUAAAGUUCUACGUGAUGCCAAACAUGUCCAAACUCCUGGAGUCCGAAGUAUGGAUCGAUGCUGUGACGCAAAUCUUCUUCUCCUACGGCCUUGGGUUGGGCACUCUAGUCGCACUGGGAAGUUACAACAAGUUCACUAACAAUGUUUACAAAGAUGCUCUAAUCGUAUGCUCAGUGAACUCUAGUACAUCAAUGUUCGCCGGAUUCGUUAUAUUCUCGGUCGUCGGCUUCAUGGCUCAUGAGCAGCAGCGACCAGUAGCUGAAGUGGCGGCAUCAGGUCCCGGUUUAGCUUUCUUGGCGUAUCCUUCGGCAGUGCUUCAGUUACCUGGUGCUCCACUGUGGUCGUGUCUGUUCUUCUUCAUGCUGCUACUCAUAGGGUUGGACAGUCAGUUCUGUACCAUGGAAGGUUUCAUCACAGCUGUCAUAGACGAAUGGCCUAAAUUAUUGAGACGAAGAAAAGAAAUAUUCAUUGCUAUUACUUGUGUUAUAUCGUAUUUGGUUGGAUUGUCGUGUAUUUCUGAGGGUGGUAUGUACGUCUUCCAAAUUUUGGAUUCAUAUGCGGUUUCCGGCUUCUGUCUUCUUUUCCUGAUAUUCUUCGAGUGCGUCUCCAUAUCCUGGGCAUUUGGAGUGAAUCGGUUCUAUGACGGCAUCAAGGAAAUGAUUGGCUACUAUCCUACCAUCUGGUGGAAGUUUUGCUGGGUUGGAUUCACGCCGGCGAUUUGUAUUAGCGUCUUUAUCUUCAAUCUGGUGCAAUGGAAACCGAUAAAGUACAUGAAUUAUGAGUAUCCGUGGUGGUCGCACGCCUUCGGUUGGUUCACUGCACUCUCCUCUAUGCUGUGCAUCCCCGGGUAUAUGAUAUACUUGUGGCGAGUCACACCUGGCACCAAGCUGGAGAAAUUCCACACAAUAGUCCGUAUUCCAGAAGACGUUCCAACUUUACGUACAAAAAUGCGUGCAGAAGAACAAGCUAAACAUGCAUCCGCUUAAGCCAUGGCCCCAACCAUGGGACACCAUCACAUCAAGUCGAUCUCAUUCGGUGAGAGAUACGAGAACGAGAACAUUGGAUUGCUGUAUCGAUUAUGUUAGUACUUCCAAACGAAAAGUUUGUAAGAGCACAAUUUUAACAUUAAAACUAUGUGCCAUAUUAUCUAAAUUAGGAUUUAUAUCUAUAGUUUUAUCAUUUACUCGAUUACUUUACUAAAGGACGUUUUAUUUCGUUAAUUUAAAUUUGGUGGUAUUAUUAUGUUUAAGGUUUUUAUUUUUAAGUUAUUGUGAUCAAAAUGGCGUUUUAGUCUCAUUAAUUUUUGGGACUUUUGAGAUAUUUUUGGGAGCGUGGCGACGCGUUCACGUAUGUUUGUGUUAUGCGCUAUAUUUUUUUAGGAUUUAUGUAUAAUUAUACUUGUAUGUUGUGUGUGUGUUAAUAGUUAAUUGUAUGUUGUCUUCCAUGUAGUCAGUAUUAUAAUGAAUAGUUGUAUUAAUAUAGUAAAUCUGAGUAUCUAUACUAGAAUUUUCAUAAAUUUUCUAUCUAUGCAAUAUAGAUACAGGCAUUGCGGAAGUUCUUGACAUACCCUUGACAGUAACUGAAAUUAUUUUUUAUCAAUACUUUAUCCGAUAUGCAAAAAUAAACUUAUUAUUUUUUUUUUUGUAGAAAUAAAAAAAAACUUAAAUGUAUCAAUCAAUAGAUAUUUUUAUGCUUUUACAACAAUAAGUUUAUUUUAAACCAAAUAGGCACACGCAUAUUGACUGCAUUUACCUACUUUGCUGAUGGAUAUUAAACUUACACAUAAUGAAUCACUUGUUUUAACAAUUUUUGUACAAUAAUAUACAAAAAAAAAAUUGCUAAAUAUUCCGGUGAGUGAAAUCUACUUUUAUAAUAUUAUAUUAACAAAAAUAAAAUAAAAAAAAAUCUAUUGUCUGCCAUUGAAAUUCUUGAUAGAUUGAAUGUGAAAUAUUUUCGAAAUGCAUAUUACAAAUAACAUAAUAUUAUAGAAUUAAUGGAUCUUAAUCAGUAUUACUAAUGCUUUAAAUUUAAUCAAUUUAGAUUAGGUGUUGAAAAAGCGAGUGAAUUAAUAAAAAUAAAAUUUUUUAAUAUAUCGUUAUAAGAUUUAAAGUAUUUGAGAACAGCUGGUGAGCGUAUUUGCUAUUUUGAAAAUGUAUCAGGAUGAAGAAAAUAUUACAUUUUAUUGAUGAUUGAUAAUGAUCAUUUACAACAACUUUUAUAGUCUUCUGAUUCAUUAUUUUUCUGACCCUUGUUUUAAAUAUUUUUUUUAAAAAGAUAUUAGUUAUGUUUUUCUAAGUACAAUCGUUUUAAUAUAGACUACGCGAACAAAGCAUUAAGAAUAUUGUAAAGUCGAACUAAAGUGUCAAAUAGCUACAAUUUUUUUUCUAUCUUGUAUGAUGACAUUUACAAUAACUAUAAAAAUAACUAUAUGUAAUAAAUAAAUAAAUGUUUAUAAAAUGUAAUAUUUUCUUAGUCAUGAUUUAUUUUUAUUAAUUAAUUCAGUAAUAUUACGUAUUAUGCAUGUAAAUAUAUAUAGUUUGGUUGUUUUAGUCGUUCUAGUGUUACUGUUAUGGAUAUUUUUAAGAAAGACUGAUGUCUUUAUUUUAUUCUUUGGUUUGUAAGCUUUAAUUAGAUUAUUUAAAUCUAUAUUAAGUUUAUUAUUUUAAAGUUAUUUAUUUUGAGAUACAUAUUUAAUUUGUGUUCCAUCCUAGCAUAGGCCAAAAUGUUAAAUUAAAAAAUUUACUUAUUAAAAAUGUAAUCAAUACGCACAAUAAAUAUUAUAUUGAAAACAUGUACAUUGCAAAACUUAAAAUGAAACUCAAUUUUGUGACAACUCUUGAACGACAGUCAAAUGGAACAUAAAAAGACUUACACCAUCUUUAAAAAAAUAUAUAAAUACCUUCAUAAUAUAUUCCAUUUAUAUGAAGUAAAAUCAAUAUAAUAUGUUUCGUAACUUAAGUAAAAUUUUGAAAAAUUUAACUAUCAGAGAAUAUUUAAAUUAAAAUACAUCAAUUAGAAAUCCUGACCAAAUAUUUUAAAAAUUUUAAUACAAAAUCAAAGAAAAUUAAAGUUUAUACUGUAGUGUGUUUACCUCAUAAUAAAUUGGCCUAUUGUUUAUAAUAUUAAAAAAUAUUUUUACUAACUGUAUAUUAUCAAAAUGUAUAUGGGACGAUAUAUUUCUCUCUUUUCUAUAUCUUGGUAUAUUUACAAUACUUAAAUCAAUUAAUAUAUUAUAUUAUACUUAUAACCAUAUAGAGAAAUGUGUGGAUUUCCAAAAAACUAAGCGUGUUCAAAUAUUUUCUAUAUAUAUUGAUGUCUAUUUAAAUUGUCAAUUUCUAAUGUGUAAAAUUAAAACAUAUAUACAUUAAACGUAUUAGAGAAAAAAGUAGUAUAGAUGAUAAGAAAUUAGAGAAAUCCAUAUUUACUCAAGCUAUAGGCUUUUUAUUAAAAUCGUUGCCAAAAUUUGCUUUUAAGAAAGAAAUAAACAAUAUAAUUACCUACAUGUAAUCGAAAUGAUGUUUAAUUAAUUAAUAUUAAAAUAAUUUCAUUGCGAAAUUAUUAAUACAUAAAUAUAUGUUAUUCCUAAAUGUUAAAUAUUCUAGUAAAGAAAUAAAUAAAUGUUAUGUGAGGCAAUUUGUAUGACAUUUUAUUCUAACACUUCAUAAUUCUAAAAUGAAAAACAUUGAGCGACAUUUUAUUACACUCAUGUUUUAAAUUUAAACUGUAUCUACUAUUUAUUAAUGUCAUCUUUUAAUGCAAUGUUUGAUCUACAUCAAUUUAUAUAAGAUCAAUAACUCAAUAACAACUAGAUAUUAUUUAAUGCUAAACACUAAGCACGUGCUUCCAAAUAUAAAUUUUCAAGUAGACAUUUGUUAAUAGGUUUAGAUUUUAAGUGACGUAUCGCUUAUAGGUACUUUGUAUUAAAAUUUAAAUGUAAUAAUAUUAAAAGAUAUGUAUUAUAGUUUUAAAUUAAUAAAAUUUGAUUCAGUUUCAUCCGAAAUUUACAUGUUAUAAUUUGAAUUUUAUUAAGAUUACAUAUGCAUUUUCACUUCAAACAAUAAAUUACGUGGAAAACUGAAAAAAAAAACACAAUAUGUAUCAAAAUACAACAUAUCAUUACAUAUUACGUUUUAUGAUUAGAAAAUAUUUUAUGCCAAAUCAUUAUGCCAAAGGUGACGAUGUAAUUUUAGAUAUUAAAUUAUUUAUUUCAUUAAAAUAUACUUAACGAA
This is a messenger RNA of Bicyclus anynana (squinting bush brown), 5448 nucleotides long. It is a transcript of the gene Gat, whose product is annotated as sodium- and chloride-dependent GABA transporter 1. The transcript is spliced from 13 exons. Bases 388 to 2205 code for a protein of 605 amino acids. Gene Ontology annotation, biological process: sodium ion transmembrane transport. NCBI's taxonomy places the organism in Eukaryota, Metazoa, Arthropoda, Insecta, Lepidoptera, Nymphalidae. Gene Ontology annotation, cellular component: membrane. The record is from RefSeq and is a predicted model, not a curated record.